AUGGCAGAGGUCCUGGAGCCCCCUGCAGAAGACGAUGCAGACAGUGUAGCUGGGGUGGCUGGGAUGGCCUGCAGUGAUUUGGGAGGCUGGAGCGUAGGGGUAGGGGGUGGCUUUUGCGCUGGAAGAUGGCGGGAAAGCCAGACUCUGCUGCAGCUCCCUUCGUGGGCUGUGGCUGCUGGUGGUGAAGGACCUGGGGAACUCUCUCCCAAAGCAGCCACACCAGGACCCCCUUUUUCUGCUGCAGUUUUGCCGGGAACAGAAGAACCUACCAGUGACACCAAGAAAAAAAAUGAUAUCCUACUUAGGGCUGUGGGAGACACCCGGAUAAUGAAAACAAAGAAGUGGGCUGUAGAGCAAACGCGAAUUAUCCAAAGGCUCAUUGACUUCAUUAAGAAGUUCCUUAAACUUGUGGCUUCUGAACAGUUGUUUAUUUAUGUAAAUCAAUCUUUCAUACCUUCUCAAGACCAGGAAGUUGGAACCCUCUAUAAGUGCUUUGGCAGUGAUGGUAAACUGGUCCUGUGUUACUGCAAAUCUCAAGCAUGGGGGUAAACCACAGAAAAAAACAACAUGCUAUCCAAAAUGAUUUUUCACAAAGGAAAUGUGUCUGAAAAGUUUUGCUGUCAGUGGAGAGACCUCAUGAGUAUGAACUGCCCAGCAUGUAUCUGCUCAGACUCAUGCAUAUGCAUAAGAAAACAUCCAUAAAGAGAAUGGAUUUGAUUCCCCCAAAAGAUGUGAUUAAUUUUAAUAUGCAAAUCAUCAUAAAAGAUUGACAUUAUAUGUCCAUUGUUCCUGACAGUAUGAUUGUUUCACAUGGUCCUCCAGGGUGAAAAGGAGACUAGAACUAUAUAAACUUCUUCAUUACAGGUUC
Octodon degus (degu) is the source of this 868-nucleotide messenger RNA. RefSeq names its product ubiquitin-like protein ATG12. The coding region runs from base 1 to 549 and encodes 182 amino acids. Gene Ontology annotation, cellular component: phagophore assembly site membrane; cytoplasm; Atg12-Atg5-Atg16 complex. Lineage: Eukaryota; Metazoa; Chordata; Mammalia; Rodentia; Octodontidae. The transcript is spliced from 4 exons. The record is from RefSeq and is a predicted model, not a curated record. Gene Ontology annotation, biological process: autophagy of mitochondrion; autophagosome assembly; C-terminal protein lipidation.